AUGAAGUCUUUUUUAGAAAGUUUACCAAAGAUUAUUAAAAAACAAAUACUUCAAGAGAUUAUAUUUGAUGUAACAAAACAUAAUACCCAUCAAAAUAAUAAUAAUAAUAGUGAAGGAGAAGAUGAUGAUAAUAAUAAUCAACAACACCAACAGCAACAAAUUAAUAUAAUCAAUUUAAUAAUAACAUUAUCGAUGGUGUGCAAGUCAUGGUUGGGUAUCAUACCAUCACUUUUCUAUCCUUAUCUACAUGUUGACAGUCUACAUCAAUUACGUCAAUUAAUACAUCUAUCACAAGUUGGUGUAUUACUCAAUCAUCAUAGUUGCAUACAAUUUAAUCAAAUUACAAUUCAUCUACAACAAGAUAAUAAUGAAGAUAGUCUUAAUAAUAAUAAUAAUAGUUCAACAAAUGAAUUAAUGAAAGAGUUUCUAAAUGGAUUAAGAGGAUGUAGAUGUUUAAAGGUACAUGCAUCUAAUAGUGAGGAUGACAUGUUAAAGGAUGUGGUGACACUCAACCAUUCUGUUCGGGAUUUACAACUCAUUGGUCGACUUCCCUUGGUCGAGUACACACACAUCCCCAAAGAAUUGUUACACAACUCUCACAUUAAAUCAUUGACUAUCAAGAAUGGUCUAACUGAUUUAAACGGUCAACUAGUCUUGGAAAGUUUAAUCACGCAAGAUGAUCAACAAGUCAAAGUGGACAAUUCAACCACAACAACAUUACAACAAAAUAAUAAUAAUAAUAAUAAUAAUAUGUUGGAUUUAAAAUAUUUGGGAUUAAUUGAUAAUCAAUGUGAUGGAGCAACAAUCAAGAUAUUGUCAAAGAUAAUGGCCGUCAAUCAUAAGAUGGAGAUGAUUUGA
Molecule: messenger RNA, 858 nt
Organism: Cavenderia fasciculata
Lineage: Eukaryota; Evosea; Eumycetozoa; Acytosteliales; Cavenderiaceae
Exons: 2
Coding region: 1-858 (285 amino acids)
Source: RefSeq, a predicted model, not a curated record